Heteronotia binoei (common prickly gecko) is the source of this 1258-nucleotide messenger RNA. RefSeq names its product ras-related protein Rab-7a-like. Gene Ontology annotation, cellular component: late endosome; lysosome; phagocytic vesicle. Lineage: Eukaryota; Metazoa; Chordata; Lepidosauria; Squamata; Gekkonidae. The transcript is spliced from 6 exons. Bases 45 to 686 code for a protein of 213 amino acids. The record is from RefSeq and is a predicted model, not a curated record. Gene Ontology annotation, biological process: endosome to lysosome transport; phagosome-lysosome fusion. Gene Ontology annotation, molecular function: GTP binding; GTPase activity.
CCCAUAUCCAAGGAGACUGGAGGGUCAGCUCUAACGGCGGCACCAUGAGGUUCUGGCGCAGGCGCCCACGGCGCGUCAUGUUCAGACGUUCGCAUCUCAAGAUCCUGCUGAUCGGGAAUUCCGGGGUGGGCAAGUCGGCCCUGAUGAACCAGUACGUCAACAACCGCUUCAGCAGCCGCUACCGAGCCACCAUCGGGGCCGAUUUCCUCAGCAAAGAGCUCACGGUGGACGGACGGACCAUCACGGUGCAGAUCUGGGACACAGCUGGCACAGAGAGGUUCCAGUCGCUGGGGACGGCCCUGUACCGAGGGUCGGACUGCUGCUUCCUCGUCUUCGACGUCACGUCGGCCAGUUCCUUUGAAGGCCUGGAGAAAUGGCACAAGCAGCUCUUGCUGCAGAUUGAGCCGGGGGAAGAUGGGCCCUUCCCCAUCGCCGUCAUCGGGAACAAGACGGACUUGGAGAACCGCGAGGUGUCGCCAGAGCAAGGGGAAGAGUGGAGCCGGCUUCACAAAGCAGAAUACUUCGAGACCAGCGCCAAGGUUGCCACCAACGUCCAGGAGGUCUUUGAGUGGGCCGUGCGGGCCGUCCUGAGAAGCCGCAAGACCCUUGAGCCUCCUCAGCUGGACUCUGUUCAUCUUGAGACCAGGCAGCCGGAAGGGGCGCCCCGGGAGCGGUGUGGCUGCUAAGGACCCCAAAGGUGGAUGGGGACGUGCUGUCCUGUGCUGCGCUUCAAGAUGGCUCCUCCGUGUCGCUUGAAGACCGUGGGGUGCCGCUACGGUCAUGCUCGGCCCGAUGGACAUUUGGCAAGGCCACAGUGCAGCCCUGGACGCAGCUUGCGGGAUCGCCUCCCCUUUGCCCGCCGCGACGAGACCGUUGCUCUCCCGGAAGAAGAGGCAGAUUGGUACAUUGGGGAGACGGACAGCAGACCACCUGGUCCCCCUCCCCUGUUGGAAAUGAAAUCUGCCUUUUGGUCCCACGUCCUUCCCUGUAGGAGAAACGGCCACGCCGAGAGCAAUAACUGAAGAAAAGACUCGUCCGCUGAGGGCCAAAGGAAGGGUGGGGGAACGGAGAGAAACGGUUGCAUAAAAACAAAGUCUCGUCUCCAAAAAAAAAAAGGUCUUUAAUUGUUCAAAUUAGCACAAAAACGACAGAUACGCAGCACUGGGGGGGCGAGGGGGAAGGGGACAGCCGUGGGGAACUCCUAUGAAGGCCGUUCCUGUCUCAAAUGGAAAAUAAACUGGCUAAGAGGUAGGAGAAA